ACUUAAGCGUGUGUUGAAGCAUAUCGCUGAUGUCAAUAAAUGAAAUAUUUUGAAAUCAUGCGUAUAAAACUGGUUGUUUGUAUAAUAUGUGUUACUACAAUAACACAAUUAGUACAAUGAUUAUUGUGACGAAUAACGUGCUUACUUGAUAUAUUUCGAAAAAGGAUUAAUUUAAGGUACGUUUUGCUUAAUGUAUAAUAAAGUUGUUUUAAAAUUUAUGUUUAAUGGAAAAAAAACUACCUGCAUUAAUUGAAAUAUUGUUUAUUUCAUUGGGUUUGUAUUAAACGCGGUAACACGAGCUGAUUAACUAUUGGAUUUCGCAAUACCCAUAUGUUUAUUCAAAGACCUAUAGAUUACAAUCUAUAGGUCUUUGGUUUAUUGGUAGCCAUGCUAUAUGUUUGUGUAACUUUUCAUUGCACGCAUAGACUAUCCGAACACGUGCCAUUACUGUUUAUAUUUGAUAAUAGCUUACAACAGAUAUAUCCCGGAAAAGCACGAGUUUAGAAAAACCCACUAAUCACCCCAGUACAAACAACACUGGUCCAUUAAAUCAACCAAUGAUAGCUUACUUUAAAUUAUAACGGUUGAUACGGUGUGUGAUUUUGAAAAGAUUAUAAAUGGGCCAUGUUUAUUUGUACCAGCAGAUUAGUGGGUUUUUCCAAAAAGUUGCUUUUUCCGGGAUACGUAUAUUCAAUCCUUAUUUUAUAAAAUAAGAUCUUUUAAAACACGGCCACAUGACUUUUAUAAUGUAUAUACAUGCAGUCAUGCAGGUAUAUACAUAAGAUUAAUACACAUACCUGAUGCAGUAUACACUCAGGUACAAUACAGUCGAAAUCACCGCAGCAAAUCAAGAAAAAUGAGUGCUGUGCAUCCGCUAGAAAAUCAUGUCUCACUUUCGCAACUCGACAAUGGGGCGGCUAAAGCGAGCGCGGACGCAGUGGCACCUCUUGAGGACGUUACGUACAUCCCGAAGACGGACAUCACGAGGCUCGAGGAGUUCAACCUCUUCCAGUGCGCGAGAAAUGGCGAUUUCGAGGGAGCCAAGAAUCUGCUCGGUAAUCCAAAGGUGAAAGCGUCCAUUAACAACAAUGACGCAGAUGGACUUACGCCGCUCCACCUGGCGGCCAGGUACAACUACUUCGAACUGGUCAAGCUGCUAGUGGAGAACGGUGCCGAAGUCGACACCGAGGACAAUGAGCGCAUGACGCCCCUCAUGUACGCGUGUCGCCUGAAGCGGAAGCGGACGAAAUCCCGGGAGAGCAUGGCUAAGUUGUCAUUAUUGGACUCACCGAAGUUUUCAACAAGCAUGACGUUGAUGGACAUUCUCGGCGGCAAGAAGAUUGACACGGAUGCUCAGGCGAUCCACUUCCUGAUAUCUCAUGGCGCAAACGUGGCGCACAAGGACGCCUACCAUAUGACGCCGUUGCACCACGCGGCGCUGCGAGGCGACGAGGUCGCGUGCGAACAACUCCUAAUAUACGCCAAGCAAGGAGCGCUUAACGUUAACGCCCAGGAUGUGCAACGCAUGUCUCCACUCCACACCGCCGUGUGCCAGUCGCAUUCCGACAUAGUCCGGCAGCUCCUGAAGGCCGGUGCCGACGCGAGGAGCAGAGACGAGGACCUCUCCACGCCCUUGCAUGAGGCCGCUACCAUAGGCAACACUAUAAUUGGCAGCCUCAUCUUUGACAAUUGCGUUUUAGCAGACGGAACACCUGACGUCGACAAAGAGAAUCUCCUGCUUCUUGACAAGGACGAAGACGGAAAUACGCCAUUUGUGUUGGCGGUUGGUGCGGGGAAAACGAAAUUUAUACAGUUCCUUAUCAAAAAAGGCGCCGACAUCAACGUUUCCAACAAUAUGCGUAUGACGCCACUCCACCUUGCGGCAAUUGACGGCGACGUGCAAAUCAUGGAGAUUCUCGUGGAAAAGGGCGCGAAAAUUGACGUCAUGAACCAGGAGCAACAGACGCCGCUGCACAAGGCCUGUACCCAUAACAGCGUCGCCUGCAUCGAGUACCUGCUCAAGAAAGGUGCAAACAAAGAGGCCAAGGACUUUGAAAACUUCACCCCCCUGGCCCUGGCGGUAGUGCACGGACAUGUGCGCGUCGUGCAGAUGCUGCUGGCAGCCGGAUCUGACGUCACAGUGGAGGACAAGAACGACAGCACGCUAGUGUUCCUGGCCGCCGAGGAGAAUAAGCUCGACGUGUUAAAGGUUCUAAUGACAACCCCGAAGAUAAAGGAGCUGAUAAACCAUCGAGACGAAUGGAACAACUCUCCCCUGCACGUGGCAUCCCAGAACGGUCAUGUGAACGUCGUCAAGUUCUUGAUAGAAAAUGGGGCAAUGGUGACCUUGAAAAACGACCGUGAGCAGACUCCGAUACACCUGGCAGCCAUAAAAGGAUACGUUGGCGUUGUCCAGGCGAUUGUUGCCCACGACAAGACAACGCUUAACGACCAUGAUGAGAACUCUGACACGGCCCUCCACCUGGCGGCCUCUAACGGUCACGUUCAGCUCGUUCACGUUCUUCUGACGUUGGGCGCGAACCACGAAAUCAUGAAUAGCAAUUUACAGACACCCAUCGCGGCGGCGGCGGCCGACGGUCACCUGAAGGUCGUCGAGCUUCUGGUUAGAGCGGGCGCCUUCAUUGACAUUCCUGAUAAACUUGGACUAACGCCCCUAUUGUUGGCGUCAAUGAACGGCCACUUUAACGUCGUGGAAUACCUUCUGGAGAGGCAAGCUGACGUGACUCUCACUGACAAGCAGGGCUUGAAUUGCCUGGACCUGGCAGUGAAGUAUGAUCAACAAGAAGUUGUGAUGGAUAUUCUGAAGUCUGACGUCUGGGAGAACGCCCUCCGCAACACCACCAUAGAGAACGGCUGCGUGUGCACACCGCUCAGACGUCUCAUCAGGAAAAUGCCAGAGGCGGCCGAAAAAGUGUUUGACAACUGCAUCACGUCCAAGAAGGUCGACGGUGGCCCGAAUGAGAAAGCUGAGAUGUUCGAGGUCAAGUACAACUUCGAGUUUCUUGAUGACCUCUACAGCAUCACCCAUUGGAAAGAAAAAAAGAAACGAAAGAGAGGCGAGCCGAAAAAAGCUACCGUAGAAGGCCUUAAUUGGUUUCUCUCGAAGCUCAAGCCAUCAACAUGGCGAGAUCGGACUCUGGUUCCAUAUACAACGGAUUCAGAAAUGUUUCUACACAAUCACCCCCUGAUUAUAAUGGUGAACUCCUCAUGCAUGGACCUUCUGGACCACCCGCUGGUGACGGCGCUGCAAAGUCACAAGUGGAACGCCUUCGGGAAGUUCUCCUACUACUUCACCUUCAUUACCUAGUGUAUAUUCCUCGGCUUCCUCACUGGAUAUGUGCUCGUUACGCCGCCACCCUUCUCAGUGAAUUCCACGUGCACUGAAUACAAAAACGCGGGAGAAGAACAACAUCUGUUUGCCUCUAUAGGGAAAUAUGUGAUCUUGAUACUCUCUGUGGCCAACUUACUGAAAGAG
This is a messenger RNA of Dreissena polymorpha, 3496 nucleotides long. RefSeq names its product transient receptor potential cation channel subfamily A member 1 homolog. Bases 857 to 3328 code for a protein of 823 amino acids. The record is from RefSeq and is a predicted model, not a curated record. Lineage: Eukaryota; Metazoa; Mollusca; Bivalvia; Myida; Dreissenidae. The transcript has 20 exons. Gene Ontology annotation, molecular function: protein binding.